Molecule: messenger RNA, 978 nt
Organism: Colletotrichum spaethianum
Lineage: Eukaryota; Fungi; Ascomycota; Sordariomycetes; Glomerellales; Glomerellaceae
Product: putative pectate lyase F
Exons: 4
Coding region: 1-978 (325 amino acids)
Biological process (GO): pectin catabolic process
Cellular component (GO): extracellular region
Molecular function (GO): pectate lyase activity
Source: RefSeq, a predicted model, not a curated record
AUGCACCAAUACUACCUCCUUGUCCUUCUUCCCACGGCCUUGGGUUGUUUGAAUGCGAACUCAAACUCUUGCGCCAGCUACAUCAAGUCCAAUGCUGCGGCUUCUACCUUCUGCGCUACUUUCACGAAGAGCACUGUCACUGCAACAACUGCUCUCCCUGCUUGGGCUACCAAUUGUUCGAACAAGCCUAGUCUUAUCUCCGCUGAAUGUACUUGUAACUACAGCGGUGCCGGAGGCAGCUCGCCGAGCACGACGCUCAAGACCACCACUACUCAGGGUGGUGCUGUAGUCACUCCGACUGGAGUCACCACCACUCUUCCCAAGUCUUCUGGGGCUACCUCUACCAGCAAGCCUAUAACCGUCUCCGCUGGACAAUCUUACGAUGGUGGUAUGAAGAAGUUUGACCGAAGUCCCAGGGUUUGCGCCGAGCAGGACGAGACCGGUGAGGCAGAUGCCAUGUUUGUCCUAGAGAAUGGCGCUACCCUCUCAAACGUAAUCAUCGGACCUGACCAAGCUGAGGGUGUUCACUGCAAGGGAACAUGCAACAACGUCUGGUGGGAAGAUGUCUGUGAAGAUGCUCUUACUUUGAAACAGUCCAGCGGAACCUCUUACGUUAAUGGCGGCGGUGCCUUCAAAGCAUCCGACAAGAUUGUUCAGUUCAACGGUUUUGGAACCGUCAGUAUCAAGAGCUUCUACACCAACGACUAUGGUAAGGUUGUCCGAAGCUGCGGCAACUGCAGUGGCAAUGGCGGGGCCCGUCACAUACUCAUGGACAAUGUCAUUGCCACUGAUGGCGGCGUUCUCUGUGGUAUUAACACCAACUACGGUGAUACCUGCAUCGUGACCAACAGCUGCCAAGACAGUAACAAGAUCUGCGACCGAUACACGGGCAACAAUAACGGUGCUGAACCUCCGAAAAUCGGUUCUGGACCUGACGGUACCUACUGCAAGGCAACUGGCUUCACCACUGCCUGCUGA